Messenger RNA from Cinclus cinclus, 1213 nucleotides. RefSeq names its product dihydrodiol dehydrogenase (gene DHDH). The coding region runs from base 1 to 1140 and encodes 379 amino acids. Gene Ontology annotation, molecular function: nucleotide binding; D-xylose 1-dehydrogenase (NADP+) activity. The record is from RefSeq and is a predicted model, not a curated record. Gene Ontology annotation, biological process: D-xylose catabolic process. The transcript is spliced from 7 exons. NCBI's taxonomy places the organism in Eukaryota, Metazoa, Chordata, Aves, Passeriformes, Cinclidae.
AUGGAUCGGGGGAGGGAGAAGCACCCGGAGCCGUGUCCUGGCCCGGAGACCCCCAAAAACGAGCCCGGGCCGCCCCCCGGCCCCACCCGCUGGGGCAUCUGCUCGGCCGGAGCCAUCAGCCACGAUUUCGUGGUUGCCCUGAAGACCCUGCCCCCCACGGAACACACGGUUGUGGCCGUGGCUGCCCGGGAUUUAGGGCGCGCCCAGGACUUCGCCCGGCGUUUUGGGGUGUCCCGAGCCUAUGGAUCCUACGAGGAGCUGGCCGAGGAUCCCGACGUGGACGUGGUGUACGUGGGGGUGGUGAACCCUGCGCACCUGCCCACGGGGCUGCUGUUCCUGCGCCGGGGCCGGCCCGUGCUGAUGGAGAAGCCGAUGGCCCUCGGGGCCCACGAGGUCGCCCAGCUGGUGGCUGUGGCCCGGGAGCGUGGGGUGUUCCUGAUGGAGGGGUUCUGGACCCGUUUUUUCCCGGCCUGGCGCCGCCUGCGCUCGCUCGCUGCUGGAGGGGCCCUGGGGACCCCCCUGGUGCUGCGGGGGGAGCUCGGCUUCAACCUGGGGGGGGUCCCGAGGCUGCGUGAGCCGGGGCUGGGCGGGGGGGUCCUGCUGGACCUGGGGGGCUACGGGCUACAGACGGCGCUGGCCCUGCUGGGGGGGGGCGAGCCCCCCACCAACCUGCGGGCCCAUGGCGUGCUGCACCCCACUGGCGUGGAUGAGUCGGUGGCAGUGACCCUCGAGUUCCCCGGGCGGGGGCUGGCCGCUCUCACCUUCUCCAUGGCCGCGGACCUGCCGGGGGGGGCAGCCCUGGGGGGACCUCGGGGCUGGGCCGAGCUGCCCAGUCACAUGAACUGUCCAACCGAGCUGUUCUGGGGGGGUCAUCGUGAGCAUUUCCCGCUUCCCCCGCCCUCGGAGCCCCUCAACUUCCCCCACAGCACCGGGCUGCGCUACGAGGCGCAGCACGUUCGGGAGUGCCUGCUGCAGGGACUGACUGAGAGCCCCGAGAUGCCGCUGGCCGAGAGCGAGGUCAUUGCUCGGCUGCUGGACGAGGCACGGGCACAGGUGGGGGUGGGGAACUGUGGAAUGACCACUGAGCAGUCUGGAGUGACCACUGAGCAACCCCUUGGCACCUCUGGUGUUAUCCACUAAAGUAAAUUAAUAUCCAUUGUUAUUAUCAAGGAUCAAUAAAACCAAGGAAAUGCUCCCCAAACUCGACCUGGUU